This is a messenger RNA of Drechmeria coniospora, 3354 nucleotides long. RefSeq lists its product as uncharacterized. The transcript has 3 exons. Gene Ontology annotation, molecular function: metallopeptidase activity. Bases 1 to 3354 code for a protein of 1117 amino acids. NCBI's taxonomy places the organism in Eukaryota, Fungi, Ascomycota, Sordariomycetes, Hypocreales, Ophiocordycipitaceae. The record is from RefSeq and is a predicted model, not a curated record.
AUGGUGGCCUCCAUUUGGGCCGUGACCGGCCUUCUGGCUGCGGCCGCGACGGCUUCCCGGGCAGGCUCAAACGUGAUGUUUGCCAUCGGUGGAAGGGGUGUUGAGCCCCGGGCCGUGAAUCUCGCCGCCCACAACGGAUCGCUCAACUUUGACACGUACUUUCACGUCUGUUGUCCGCCCGGAACUCCCCAUUGCGGAACGGAAGCCAGCGCGAAGUUGGUCAUGAAGAAGCUGAAUGACGAGUUUGCGCUCGGGCAUAUCGGCUUCACCAUGUCAAGGUUCCACAUUUUCGACAAUGCCACCUGCUUAGGCAGUGGAAAAUCCAGCUCCGUCGGUGAUCUCGACACGCACGCCAUCAUGGAGAGUGUGCGCGAGGGUGGACCGGAUGCUCUCAACCUUCUCUAUCUGCCAAGAAACCAAGAGUCCGGGACCAAGGGAUUCACCCUCAUCUUGAACCCAGGACAGUCAGUGGCUCAGCAGGCGAAUCCUAAACACGACGGACCUCAUCUGGCCAUGACCUGCCUGACAGGAAAAGACGGCCAGGGGCCCGACGAAACCGACCUUUGCCUGACGGUGCACGAAGUAGGCCACUGGUUCAAUCUCACGCACACAGAAGAUACAACAGGCAUCAAGGUGACGAAAGAUAUAGUUGGACCCAAAGGAACCGUAGGAGCUACGAAAAAGAUUGAAAACGUCAUGGCGCCCACGAUUAUGCAUGGGAAUAAGCAGGGAUUUAACAAGGAACAGAUGGAUGAAUUACGAAUCGUCGCGUUGGACCGGGCGAGUUGCAAAAACGGCAGCUCGAUUCCGUCGCCUCCUUCGCCUCCUUCUCCUCCUUCUCCGCCUUCACCUCCUUCUCCUCCCUACACGAACAACAACAAUGUAGAGGAAGACGGAACGUCGACGGAUUCCGCCAACAAAAAGCAAUCAACCGGUCAGACCAAUCAAGGGUUGUCUAACGAGUCCGACGACGAAGGGCUGUCCAACAACGAGGUCGGCGAUGGGGGCCUGCCCAACAAGGUGGCCCAUCAAGGGACGCCGAACGUGUCGGCCAAUCGAGGACAGUCGAACUCGUCACCCGGUCUGGAGGAGAAGCCGAAAGCCAAGGCAUGCCGGUGCACAUGCCGCAGUCACUCCGGCCUUCUCCGGUCACCGGGACAGAAACAGGCAAAGGCAGGACCGCAAGGCCCUAUGCCUCCGCCUUCGUCCGAGGAGCCAUCGUUCGAGGCAGAACCAAAGGGAGCAGGUUCGCCUACGACGUCCAACAAAAGCCCGCCUUACUCGGCCGGCGAAAAGACUGGUACGUCGUCCGAAGAGAAUGACACGCCGCUCGGGGCGGCAGAGCCGAAGGGAGAAGGUUCCCCUACGACGUCCAACAAAAGCCCGCCUGAAUCGGCCAGCGAAAAGACAGAUCCUUCGUCCGAGGACGAGGACACGCCCACUGCGUCCGAGAGCGACAACAGGUAUCCUACCGCCGAGAAGGACAGCAUGUCUCCUCCAACCGAGCAGGACCGCACGCCUCCUUCGGGCGACGGAAGCUCCUCUCCUCCCUCUGCUCAACGGCCGUAUUCUUCCGAUGAAACAGAUGAGCCUCCUCUGACCGAUCAAUACCGCACGCGUCUUUGGGCCAACCAAAGCGUGACUCUGCAUUCAUCGCUGCGUAAUUCAACCAGGACGCGGCAUAAGUCGACUUCGGUGCUGCGCAACUCAACCGCCAAGUCGCUCCCAGAGGAGGCAGAGCUCAAGGAAACGGACGAGCCUGCUCCGCCUUACGAAACCGAAACUCGCUCCUCCGCACAGAACAACACAAACCCUUGGGCCAAUAAAACUCAGCAGGAGGACAGGCCUCUCGAUGAAAGCUCGUAUGAUUCGCCGCAUUCAAGCCUGACGAAUUCAUCGGAUUCAAGCCUGUAUCAUUCGCCGGAUCGAAGCUCGUACAAUUCGUCGGGUUCAAGCCUGUAUCAUUCGUCGGAUCGAAGCUCAUACAAUUCGUCGGAUUCAAGCUUGUAUCAUUCGUCGGAACCAAAGCCGUAUAAUUCGUCAGGUUCAAUCUCGCAUCCUUUGACUGAUCAAGGCGAGGACACUUUGUCGGAUCAAAAGUAUCCUUCGAUUAAAGAUGGACAGAAUUCGUCGGAAGAAAGACCGCCUACCUCGUCGAGUUCAAGCCCGUAUCCUUCGACGGAAGAAGGCCCGACUUCAUCAGAUCAAAAGUACCCUUCGAUUAAAGAUGGACAGAAUUCGUCGGAAGUAAGACUGCCUAACUCAAGCCCGUAUCCUUCGACGGAAGAAGGCCCGAUUUCAUCAGAUCAAAAGUACCCUUCGAUUAAAAAUGGCCAGAAUUCGUCGGAAGAAACACCGUCUAAUUCGUUGAGUUCAAGCCCAUAUCUAGCGACGGAAACCCCGACUUCAUCGGAUCAAAAGUAUCCUUCGAUUAAAGAUGGACAGAAUUCGUCGGAAGAAAGACCGCCUACCUCGUCGAGUUCAAGCCCGUAUCCUUCGACGGAAGAAGGCCCGACUUCAUCAGAUCAAAAGUACCCUUCGAUUAAAGAUGGACAGAAUUCGUCGGAAGUAAGACUGCCUAACUCAAGCCCGUAUCCUUCGACGGAAGAAGGCCCGAUUUCAUCAGAUCAAAAGUACCCUUCGAUUAAAAAUGGCCAGAAUUCGUCGGAAGAAACACCGUCUAAUUCGUUGAGUUCAAGCCCAUAUCUAGCGACGGAAACCCCGACUUCAUCGGAUCAAAAGUACCCUUCGAUUGAAGAUGGCCAGAAUUCGUCGGAAGAAACACCGUCUAAUUCGUUGAGUUCAAGCCCAUAUCUAGCGACGGAAACCCCGACUUCAUCGGAUCAAAAGUACCCUUCGAUUGAAGAUGGCCAGAAUUCGUCUUCGUCGGGGAAAAAACCGUCUAAUUCGUCGAGUUCAAGCCCGUAUCUUUCGACGGAAGAAGGCCAGAGCUCAUCGGAAGAAAAAGCUUCUAAUCCGUCGAGUUCCAACCCCUAUGCUUCAUCGGAUCAAAAGUAUCCUUCGCCUGGUGGUCCUUCAUCGGGUCAAUCGUACGCUUCGCCUGGCCAACAACCUACACCUGAUGAAAGCCAGGGUCCUUCAUCGGGUCAACAGUAUGCUUCGCCUGACCAGGGUCCUUCGUCGGGCCAACAGUAUCCUUCGUCCGGUCAAGGCCAGUCCCCUCCGUCCCAAGAGGCGGCUUCACCGUCCGAUCAAAGCGAGGGAAAGUCGACAGCCUAUCAAGGCACGCCUGAGGCCCAGGGUGGCAGCGGUGUUCCGGGAUACGGAUCGAACACUGACGGUCAAUUGCAGCAGCAGGGGCAAAGGAACUCGACAGGCUACCGUCGUCGUUGA